Molecule: messenger RNA, 1016 nt
Organism: Rubroshorea leprosula
Lineage: Eukaryota; Viridiplantae; Streptophyta; Magnoliopsida; Malvales; Dipterocarpaceae
Source: the annotation of a GenBank genome assembly
UUGGGACUUCUUUGUUUUUGAGUUUGUUCCCUUAUUCUUUUUAGGUAAAAAUCAUAUUUUCACUUAAUUUCUUUGAUCUCUGUAGGAUUCACUGAUGAAGUCAGGAGGUGGGCAAGAUUCUGUGGAAGAAGCAUCUCAGAAUGGCAGCUCUGCACGUGGUCCUCAAAAUGGUGGGCCAAAUAAUACAUCUCAUACAAUAGUUAAUCAAACAAUGUCUGUUGUGCCAAUAUCAUCUGUUGGUGGUGUUGCAGCCAUUCCUGGUCCCACAACAAACUUGCAUAUUGGAAUGGAUUAUUGGGGUGGUCCAGUUGCAUCUGCUGCAAUUUGUGGUAAUGUUCCUUCUACUCUGGUGGCAGGAGGGAUUGUUGCUGCUGGAUCACGGGACAAUGUUCAAUCACAACUUUGGUUACAGGAUGAAAGAGAGGUUAAAAGACAGAGAAGGAAGCAGUCAAACAGAGAGUCUGCUCGCAAAUCCAGGUUGCGUAAACAGGCGGAAUGUGAUGAGCUGGCUAAGCAUGCUGAAGCCUUAAAAGAGGAGAAUGCCAAUCUUAGAUCAGAAGUAAGUCGGAUUAGGAGCGAGCAUGAGCUACUGCUUGCAGAAAAUGUCUCUCUGAAGGUGAGACUAGGGGAACUUUCCGGACAAGAAGAUCUCAAGUAUGGCAAGAAAGACCAGCACUUGAGCAACAAUGACGGACAGGCAGAGGUUGUGGAGGGUAGUAGUAGUCAGUAGCAUUUUCCAUAUAUCCUGUCUCAUGCCCUGUUGUUGUCCGGGACCAGGAGCAUAAUCUAACCGCAGGAAAAUUUUCCUGUUCUGCAUGGCAUGUGUUGAUUUUAUCUAAGCUGACGUUGAUAGUGUUAGGAUUCAAUUCCCAUAUCAUCAUUGAUUUGGCCAAUGUUUUUCCGUUGGAAGCCCUUGGGGAAAUUUAUGUACACUGAACUGAAAUUAGUCGUGUCAUACCCUUCUCUCUUUAAAGGAGGAGGUGUAUCCUGUUUGUACAAAUUUCAUAAAAGCUUAU